GCAGAUGACAAGGCACAGCUGGCGAAGCGUGUUGAGCGAAUUGAGACCCGGCUGGCUGACCAGGCGCUUGCCGCUGGUAACUUCAAGUCGGGCCUGGAAAUGGUGAGGCAGACCAUUGAGAAGCUGAAGACCACCGUCGUGCCUGCUUGCCACGUCGCCACGAGCCAGCCUGUAGAGCAGAUCCGCUCUCACCUGCGAGCUGUCGAGGAAGAGUUGGUUCAGCUGAAGAGCCGCACCGAACACUUGGAGUCGUGUGCGGCGAGGCGACCGCCCCCAGUGCAGAUCCUGCGUGCUGCUGCGUUGACAGAUGUUGCGCCCAAGCCAGAGGAAGUGGCUGGCAAGCUUACAGAAUUUCGCCGAACCCUCCUUGAAGCAGAUGCUGAGGAGAUGCCCCAGUCCCAGUCCGAAGAACAUGGUCCAGGUGGCAGCGAGGUGCCCCAUGCUGCCUUCACCACCCUACAGAUCGCCUUAGACAGCUUCGAAGAAGUGCUUCUACAG
Messenger RNA from Symbiodinium sp. CCMP2456, 498 nucleotides. The record is from the annotation of a GenBank genome assembly. NCBI's taxonomy places the organism in Eukaryota, Dinophyceae, Suessiales, Symbiodiniaceae.